AAGUUCAACUGUUGAAAUGAUUGAUGUUACUGAGUAGCAUAUCUUAAAUGCUUAGUUUAAUAGUACUAGCAUAUAAUUGUAGUUAUUGUGUGAGAGCUGAACCAGUGAUAUAUAAGAAGCUGGAAGCUUCAUCUGAUGAUGUUGCUCUUCUCAGAGCUUAUGUUGGUGACAGACCAACAUGGAGGAAUCCUAACCACCCUUGGAGGGUUGAUCCAAGAUUCAAGCUCACGGGAGUACCCACGCUGAUCAGCUGGGAGAAUGACACCAUCAAGGGUCGCCUUGAAGAUCAUGAAGCACACCUCGAGGACAAAAUAGAUGCCCUUGUGUCUGGCAAAUAGGCAGUCUUAGUCCCUUGAACUAAUCUAUCUAUGCAAUUGCGAUGUGGUCAUUUUUAGGAUGGAGUACUGUACAUCCUAACCAAACUUAAAUAAUAGUUGUUUUUCUUCAGGUCCGGAACUGAAUGCAAUUGCCACUGAAUAUAUUUAUGCCUUGCAU
This is a messenger RNA of Rubroshorea leprosula, 495 nucleotides long. The record is from the annotation of a GenBank genome assembly. NCBI's taxonomy places the organism in Eukaryota, Viridiplantae, Streptophyta, Magnoliopsida, Malvales, Dipterocarpaceae.